AUUUUAUCACAUUCAUGACAAUUUUCAACAGGGUAGAUAGUUUGAUAGCAUCCCUGCAAGUGCCUAUUUUUCGUGAAUGAUGAUCUCGAUGAAUUAGAUUCUGUUUUAUUGGGAAUAAAUUCCUGACCGAAUUGAAAUUUGUCGGUGCGAUGAGUGAUGAUAAGCAAAGUUGGUGCUAAAACAAUGACAAGAAAAUUCCAGCGUUGAAUAUCUUGAAUCGUUUCUAACUUCGAAGAUUGACGAGUUUUAUUUUCGCUGCUUCAGCUGCAUUGAGUUGGAGUGAAGUCUACUGUGCUUCUGAUUUAUUUUUCUGUCUUCUUCAGCUGCCAGCGAAACCUUCUUUGAUAAUCAUUUUGAUCUAGGGAUGGCUCUUCCCGGUUCUCUGCAGCUGUCCCAUGAUUUCGGACAUUGCAAGAACCUGGGCUGCUAUAACCAACAUACAGUACCGAGGAUAAUGUAUAGAACCAAGUUACAUUUAUCAAGUGCAGCUCCCUUGUAUCAUGUUUCGUUUCUGAAGCAGGAUUGCUGGAGAACUCAACUCUUUUGCAAUAUAAAUAGCCCAGUACAUUCCUUAUUUUCCAAAUCCCAUGCUUUUAAGUGUCAUUCUUUUCUAGGACAAGGCCCACGAAGUGAGCUACCUAUUUUUAAGGGGGCAGCCACAGCACUGGCAAGGUCUUAUAAUCUAUUACAAUGUAGUCCUGUCACAGUAAAGUUGAUUCCAGCCAUUGGCACGAUCAUUUUUGCAUUGUGGGGUGUGGCCCCAUUAAUUUACCACACAAGAAAACGGCUUCUUCAGAGGAGCGACAGUAGUUGGAAGAAAAGUAGCACACAUUAUGUAGUAACUUCUUACAUUCAGCCAUUACUGUUAUGGACGGGAGCUAUACUUAUUUGCAGAGCCUUAGACCCAUUAAAUUUGCCUUCAGAAGCAGCUCAGGUUGUCAAGGAACGGCUUUUGAGUUUUGUACGGUCAUUGUCAACUGUACUUGCCUUUGCCUAUUGUUUAUCAUGUGUGAUUCAACAAGCACAGAAAUUCUUCAUGGAGAGUGCAGCUAAUGCCUGUGAGACAAGAAAUAUGGGAUUCCAAUUUGCAGGCAAAGCUGUUUAUUCUGCAGUAUGGAUUGCUGCCUUCUCUUUGUUCAUGGAGUUGCUGGGCUUUUCUACUCAGAGGUGGGUUACUGCAGGAGGUCUCGGGACUGUUUUGCUGACUCUUGCUGGUCGUGAGAUAUUUACAAACUUCCUUUCAAGUGCAAUAAUUCAUGCAACUCGGCCUUUUGUGGUGAAUGAAUGGAUUCAAACUAAGGUCGAAGGAUAUGAAGUUUCUGGUACUGUGGAGCAUGUUGGCUGGUGGUCACCGACAAUUGUACGUGGUGAAAAUCGUGAAGCUGUUUACAUUCCAAAUCACAAGUUCACAAUGAACGUUGUGCGAAACCUCAGUCAGAAAACACAUUGGCGCUUCAAGACCCACCUGGCUAUUAGCCAUAUGGAUGUUAAUAAGAUAAAUAACAUUGUUGCUGACAUGAGAAAAGUCUUGGCCAAAAGUCCUCAAGUUGAGCAGCAGAAGCUGCACAGGAGAGUGUUUCUGGACAAUAUAGAUCCUGAAAACCAGGCUCUUUUGAUAUUGGUGUCCUGUUUUGUCAAGACCUCACACCACGAAGAAUUUUUGUGUGUUAAGGAAGCUUUACUAUUGGAUCUUCUUAGGGUUAUUGGCCAUCACCGUGCCCGACUUGCAACACCAGUUCGUACACUGCAGAAAAUUUACAGUGAUGCUGACUUGGAGAACAUACCUUAUGUGGGAUCUGUAUUUGGUGGUACUGGAACAGUAUCAAACCGUCCAAUAAUUAUAGAACCACCUUACAAAAUCAAAGCAGAUGAUACGGCAAAAGGCCGAUCAGCACGCCCAUCCAACGAAGGAGAUAACAAGACAGCUGCGCAAACCAAGGUUGGACCAACGGCGCCAGAUUCUAAGGUCAGAGAAGCUCAUUCUGACUCCAAGGUAGACGUUGAAGCUGUGAUAUCUAAUUCUGAUGCAACCGGAAACUCGAAGGUUGCCUUCACAUCCAAACCUGAUCCCCAAGUGGGUGAAAAUGAGCCAAUUAAAAUGGAGCCUGAUAGCUUCUUAAAGGAAAACCUGGAGGCGCCACAUAUGUCUGCAUCCAACUCCAAAGCAACUGGAGCUGCAGUAAAUAACAUGACCGAGAGGAAUCCUGAUGUCAUACCAUCAAAGAAUUCUGUCAAAGGAGGUGGACGUCCUAAGAGCAUGCCAACAAAACAGCAAGAUGAAAUGAAAUCAACUGGCCAGUCUCAUACAUCUAGGCCUGCCCUUGAAGAGAAUAUAGUACUUGGGGUAGCAUUGGAGGGAUCAAAGAGAACCCUUCCGAUUGAGGAGGGAAUGAAUUCAUCUACUGCACGAGAGGUAAAAGAAAUGGCUGCCCAGGGUGGAAAUAGAUCCCUGGCAGCUGAGAAUGGGAAAGAUAAGUGAGAUUUUAUUUGCUUCAGGUGAAAGACCUGGUAUAAUGAUGAAACCAAUUUACAGUUUCUAGGCUCAUAGUUUUUGGUUCUGUUCGCAACUUUGAUUCAAAACCCCACUGGAAGCUGUAUAUAUUCACCUACUAUGUAUAUAAAGGGACCAAGCUACAGUCACGUGAUUCAUUUACCUUCGCUUCUACUAGCAAGGUAUGAAUUUAAUGAUAUAAUUCUCCUGAUA
This is a messenger RNA of Prosopis cineraria, 2704 nucleotides long. RefSeq names its product mechanosensitive ion channel protein 2, chloroplastic-like. The record is from RefSeq and is a predicted model, not a curated record. The coding region runs from base 365 to 2479 and encodes 704 amino acids. NCBI's taxonomy places the organism in Eukaryota, Viridiplantae, Streptophyta, Magnoliopsida, Fabales, Fabaceae. Gene Ontology annotation, biological process: transmembrane transport. Gene Ontology annotation, cellular component: membrane. The transcript is spliced from 14 exons.